Messenger RNA from Alnus glutinosa, 1809 nucleotides. Its product is annotated as probable beta-1,4-xylosyltransferase IRX10. The transcript is spliced from 4 exons. Lineage: Eukaryota; Viridiplantae; Streptophyta; Magnoliopsida; Fagales; Betulaceae. Gene Ontology annotation, biological process: plant-type secondary cell wall biogenesis; glucuronoxylan biosynthetic process. The record is from RefSeq and is a predicted model, not a curated record. Gene Ontology annotation, molecular function: glycosyltransferase activity. The coding region runs from base 328 to 1569 and encodes 413 amino acids.
ACACAGCUUUCAGUAACCCACAUAGAUUUGUAAGUGUUCGCUGCAAUUUCAAUUACAAAAAUGUAGCUUCUCCGUUUCUUCAAGCAAUUCCUCGCUGUAUUCUCUAUCAAUUCCUACCUGAAAGCCUCAUUAUUUUUUUUUUAAUAGAAAUAUUCAGUCUCAUAAUGUCCAAACUCUAAGAAACCUCCUCAACUACCACCCGUAAGACGUUCCAACCAUAUAACUUUCAUAUAUACAGCUUUUUCCUUCUCUUGGGAGCCAAACCCGAAGGCCCAUUUCCAUUUUCGUCUAUUCUCGGUCUUGGAGACUGCGUUUGCAGGUAGCAUAAUGAGGACUUGGGUGUGGGUUUUUUCUGUUCUUGUCGUUUAUUGUUUUGUUUUGAGGAUUAGUGCGGACCAGAAUGUGCGUACAGAGCGAAUUUCAGGAAGUGCUGGUGAUGUCUUGGAAGAUGACCCUGUAGGGAGAUUGAAAGUUUAUAUAUAUGAGCUUCCAAGCAAAUACAACAAGAAGCUUCUUCAGAAGGACCCAAGAUGUCUGAACCAUAUGUUUGCUGCUGAGAUCUAUAUGCAUAGGUUCCUCUUAUCCAGUCCUGUUCGAACCCUCAACCCUAAAGAAGCAGAUUGGUUUUAUACCCCAAUAUACACCACUUGUGACCUCACACCCACUGGCUUGCCAUUGCCCUUCAAGUCUCCACGGAUGAUGAGAAGUGCAGUACAGCUCAUAUCUUCAAGCUGGCCCUAUUGGAAUCGGACAGAAGGGGCUGAUCACUUCUUUGUUGUGCCCCAUGACUUUGGAGCCUGCUUUCAUUACCAGGAAGAGAAAGCUAUUGAACGGGGCAUUCUUCCAUUACUCCAGCGUGCUACCUUGGUUCAGACUUUUGGACAACAGAACCAUGUCUGCCUAAAUGAGGGUUCAAUCACUAUUCCUCCAUAUGCUCCCCCUCAGAAAAUGCAGGCCCACCUGAUUCCCCAAGACACUCCACGAUCAAUCUUUGUCUACUUCCGUGGCUUGUUCUAUGAUGUUAAUAAUGACCCAGAAGGUGGUUAUUAUGCAAGAGGUGCCAGGGCAGCAGUUUGGGAGAAUUUUAAGGACAAUCCGCUUUUCGACAUCUCCACUGAUCAUCCAACCACAUACUAUGAAGACAUGCAGCGAGCUAUAUUCUGUUUGUGCCCUCUGGGUUGGGCCCCAUGGAGUCCUAGGCUUGUUGAAGCAGUGGUAUUUGGUUGUAUUCCCGUUAUUAUAGCAGAUGAUAUUGUUUUACCCUUUGCUGAUGCCAUCCCAUGGGAGGAAAUUGGAGUGUUUGUAAAAGAGGAAGAUGUCCCUAACCUGGACACAAUCCUUACAUCUAUACCGCCGGAAGUGAUUCUAAGGAAGCAGAGGCUGCUUGCAAAUCCUUCAAUGAAACGAGCAAUGCUGUUCCCACAACCCGCACAAGCAGGAGAUGCUUUUCAUCAGAUACUGAAUGGGCUGGCUCGCAAGUUGCCACAUAACAAGAGCAUUUACUUGAAGCAUGGUCAAAAGAUUUUGAAUUGGACUGCCGGACCUGUAGGUGACCUCAAACCUUGGUAAUGGAAGUCAAAGUGGUUGCUGUAGUUCUCGGAUGUAUCAAAUUUAGAAAGGUGUUGGCCUAUGCCAGAAGGCCCAGAACUGUAAUUUUCCCUUUUUUGGGAACUUUAAUUUUGUAGAGAUGGUUACAUUACACAUAUCCUUUCUGGAAAUUGGGUUGGGUGUUGUAUAUUUGGCCCUGUGUAAGUAUCUGUAAAUUCAAAAUUUUACAUUUUGGUAUAAAUUUGGCAGCCAUUCUCUUUA